Molecule: messenger RNA, 353 nt
Organism: Alternaria alternata
Lineage: Eukaryota; Fungi; Ascomycota; Dothideomycetes; Pleosporales; Pleosporaceae
Exons: 1
Coding region: 119-304 (61 amino acids)
Source: RefSeq, a predicted model, not a curated record
GAAACACGAAGGAACCGGGCUCAAGGGCUUGAAGACCGGUUUUGUUUGUACAUAUAUACAUAUGUAUGCAUCUGUCAGCACCGUACCUUGAAACUCACUGACUCUGAAGCACCAUGCAAUGUCAGUGCCGGUAGUGAUAAUGUGUUCGUGCCUCCAAAAAAAAAAAGCUCUUGUAAGAGCCCUCAGGUACAAAUCUGCGAUAACGAUAGCCUUCAUCCUGACAGCAGGAUUUUUGAUGAGUUUAGAGAUGGAAGUUCGAACAAUAGUCAACAUGUACCAAAACCUGGAAAUGUAUUCGAUGUAGCAGUACCAAAUGCUUUCCCCAAGCUCUGAUGACGCCAACCCCAGGACAA